ACCAUUAAGCAGACGAGCUGAAACCCUAGUGAGACACAGAGCCUAUCUUUACCCUUUGCUCUGUAGAGAACGCCAUCCGUGGAAAAAUGGCGACCGCCAAGACUGUAAAGGACGUGUCUCCUCAUGAGUUCGUCAAAGCUUACUCUGCCCAUCUUAAGCGAUCCGGCAAGAUCGAGUUGCCUCCAUGGACUGAUAUUGUGAAGACAGGAACACUCAAGGAGCUUGCACCUUAUGACCCAGAUUGGUACUUUGUUAGAGCUGCCUCCAUGGCGAGGAAGAUUUAUUUGAGGGGAGGCCUUGGUGUGGGUGCUUUCCGCAGGAUCUAUGGUGGAAGCAAGAGAAAUGGAAGUCGUCCGCCUCAUUUUGGAAAGAGCAGUGGUGCUAUUGCUCGUCACAUCCUGCAGCAAUUGCAGAAAAUGAACAUUGUUGAUGUUGACCCCAAGGGUGGGAGGAGAAUUACUUCGAGUGGUCAACGGGACCUUGAUCAAGUGGCCGGACGGAUUGUGGUUGCCCCUUGAUAAACUUAAAGUUGGGUAUGCUGCAGAAUACCAAUUUAUUUUGGUAGUUUUAGCUUUCUGUUUUAGUCUAUUGGAGAGAUUUUACUGCUUGAUGCUUAAACCAUAUUACAUGUUGUGAAAAGUUUUGGGUUCAAUUAUUACUGUCUUUGAGAUGAACAUGGUUCCUCCUGCUGUUGCUUUUUAUUUAUAAAAUUUAUGGUUUAACUCGUUAUGUUCAAA
Jatropha curcas is the source of this 737-nucleotide messenger RNA. Its product is annotated as small ribosomal subunit protein eS19x. The record is from RefSeq and is a predicted model, not a curated record. Gene Ontology annotation, cellular component: cytosolic small ribosomal subunit; ribosome. NCBI's taxonomy places the organism in Eukaryota, Viridiplantae, Streptophyta, Magnoliopsida, Malpighiales, Euphorbiaceae. Gene Ontology annotation, molecular function: structural constituent of ribosome; RNA binding. Gene Ontology annotation, biological process: translation; ribosomal small subunit assembly.